AAAAAAACACGAGCAACAGAACGUGCACGUCCGCCUCCUCUGCUUCGCGUUUUCGCUGUCUUGCAAGGCCUUGGCAAUCUUGGUCCCUUUGAUGUAACUUGAGGCGUGGUCGCAGCAAAGUAGAGAUGGACGUCGCCCCCAAAGUCCAGGCCGAGAGUCCCGCACCCGCGGAGCCUCCGAAGCCGGCUUGCAAGCCCUGCUGCCGAGGAAAGCGACUGAAGAAACCCAGUGAGCUGUCGAUUUAUGAAUGCCCGGCGGACAAUGUCGAGUAUGAGCUGGUCGAAGAGCAGCCGGGAGCAGUCGAGAAUGGUGUUCGCUAUGUCCGGACGAGCCUGAGCCCCUACUAUGGCACUGUCGCGGCAGCAAGCGAAAGGGCUGGCAACAUCUACAGCACUGCUGUGGAGCACUCAAAAUCCAGCUAUGAGUACAUAACACAGGAGGACAACACCAUUGCUCGUGCAAUGGCUAUUUCUCUUGGAGGCCUUGGUGGCUUGGUUCUGGGAGCAAGAGGUGGCAUCUUCAAAAAGCUGAUCUUUGCGAGCAUGGGAGCUGGGGCAGCCGCCGCUGCCUGCUAUCCCAAGGAGGCCAAGGAAUUCUCCCAAAAUUACCUCGUGGUUGCUCGCAAUCAAGUCACCGCCGGAGUGAAGCAGACCACGGGAUAUGACUUGAAUGAGCUCUUUUCAAAAGUGAAGCUUCCAAAGCUGCCGGACUUUUCUCCAAAAACCAUCGACCAAGUUGGGCAGCAAGUGAGUGACGUUAACUACUAUGGAUUCAGGCUCUCCGAUCCUGAGUCGAAGAGUGGUUAGAGAAUCAAAAUAGUCAAGGAUAGCUGAUUAUAGCAUGGCUAUGCUGUUUUCGGGUGCAGUUCUUCAAGCUUUCCUGGGAGCGAAAUCCAUAUCUGAAGAUGUUGCUUUUUAUGAAAUAAAAAAUAAAUGAGUGAUCUUCGUUUUA
Messenger RNA from Ixodes scapularis (black-legged tick), 951 nucleotides. It is a transcript of the gene Mic26-27, whose product is annotated as MICOS complex subunit MIC27. The record is from RefSeq and is a predicted model, not a curated record. Lineage: Eukaryota; Metazoa; Arthropoda; Arachnida; Ixodida; Ixodidae. Gene Ontology annotation, cellular component: MICOS complex. The transcript has 9 exons. Gene Ontology annotation, biological process: cristae formation. The coding region runs from base 126 to 806 and encodes 226 amino acids.